AUGGCCACGCUCGCACACCCACUCCAGGACAAGGCAGGGUCGAGCGCAGAGUCGCUCCCAACCCCACCGCGCUCACCGCACCUCCGCCCAUCCUCACACUCAGCCGAGGACAGCAGACCGCUUGACCACGCACCCGCAUCCCUCGAAGCAGCACCACCACCGACAACGACACUCUUGACGCCCUCGCCCGGCCUCGACACGGCCUACUUCCCCGCCCUCACCCCCGUCGCAUCCCACGACCCGCUCCUCCUCCGCUCGCGAUUGCAGACAGAGGACCACAUCAGCUCGCUCAGGAAACGCAAGGGUGACAAGAGCAGCGACUUCUACCAGCGACAGAACAAGCACAUCCAUGGGUUGUUGAAACACCUCGACGACCAUGUCCGCGAGGCAGAGGAGGAGGAGGACAACAAUCGCCUGCCCAUUAAAAUCGCCGUGUACGGAUCCCUCAUCGCCAACUGCAUCCUCGCGAUCCUCCAACUCUACGCCGCCAUCUCCUCCCUCUCGCUCUCCAUCUUCGGCACCGCAAUCGACUCGGUCUUUGACCCGCUCGCGAAUGGAGUGCUGUAUUAUUGUCACCGCAAGGCGAGGCGGGUCGAUUUGAGAAAGUAUCCGAGCGGGGGGAGCAAGUUUGAGACGAUUGGCGACAUCGUCUACUCGGGCGUGAUGGGCGCCGUCUCAGUGAUUCUCGUCGCCUUCUCGAUCCAAGACCUCGCCCGCGGAGAAGGGGACAAGAAGCUGCAUAUUCCUGCUCUGGUCGUCGUCGGUAUCGCAUUCGUGACCAAAUUCGCCCUGUUUUGUUGGUGCCACCCGCUCCGGAACAAGAACUCUCAAGUCCGCGUCUUGUGGGAAGACCACCGAAAUGAUCUCUUCAUCAACGGAUUCGGGUUGUUCACGUCUGCGGCGGGCGCAAAGAUCGUCUGGUGGUUGGACCCGACCGGCGCGCUCGUAAUCUCCUUCGUCCUCAUAGCAACUUGGGGCUCGACUUGCGCAACGCACUUUGGGUACUUGGCGGGCAAGGCGGCGCCUUUGGAUUUCCAGAACCUGAUCACCUACAAAGCCAUGACCUUCGCCGAACAAAUCGAGCAGAUCGACUCGUGCAUCGUCUAUCACAACGGGCCGCGCUACGUUGUCGAGGUUGAUCUGGUCAUGAAGGGGGAGACGACGCUCAAAGUGGCGCAUGAUGUGAGCCAAGCGUUGCAGGACAAGCUCGAGGAACUCCCGCAGGUCGACAGGGCGUUCGUGCACGUCGACCAUGAGACGAGUCACAAGCCGGAACACCGCAAGACGAAGUAG
Messenger RNA from Rhodotorula toruloides NP11, 1293 nucleotides. RefSeq names its product cation diffusion facilitator. The transcript is spliced from 12 exons. Gene Ontology annotation, biological process: transmembrane transport; monoatomic cation transport. NCBI's taxonomy places the organism in Eukaryota, Fungi, Basidiomycota, Microbotryomycetes, Sporidiobolales, Sporidiobolaceae. Gene Ontology annotation, molecular function: monoatomic cation transmembrane transporter activity. Gene Ontology annotation, cellular component: membrane. The record is from RefSeq and is a predicted model, not a curated record. The coding region runs from base 1 to 1293 and encodes 430 amino acids.